UGUUUUUCCUGCCUUGGGGAUCGGUGUCUUUGACUCCCGGAGGCGGGUGACAGCAGGCGCACCAGCAGGCAGGGUUGUAGCUUUGGCUGGUUGGAGUGGGUUGCGUCACCAACCUGCAAGGCUGCUUGGGGGCGGUGCUGCUCUUUGCUCAGUGACAAUCACAUAGACUGCAACAGCACGACGAGAGAGUUGAAUAGAGGGUGUGUGUGUAUUAUACCUGGCUUUCCACCCUGCUUGCAUCGCCUGCAUUCUUUCACACAUUAAUAGGGUUGGAUCCCGUUCAUUUACGGAAGCGAAAAGGGAUUUGCUCCUACGAAUUUCAUGAUCAUUUCGGCGUCGGUGGAUCUUCUGUGGGAAUCUGUCUGGAUUAUAGGAUGCUAAGAGUUUUGUAAGCAAAGCCCCUCAAGAUGAGUGCGACGUCAUGGUUCCUGGUCAGCAGCUCUGGCACCCGGCACCGCCUCCCCCGGGAGAUGAUCUUCGUGGGCCGGGAGGACUGUGAACUCAUGCUGCAGUCCCGCAGUGUCGACAAGCAGCAUGCGGUAAUCAACUAUGACUUGGCCACAGACGAGCAUCUUGUGAAGGACCUGGGAAGCCUGAAUGGGACCUUUGUGAAUGAUUUAAGAAUUCCAGACCAGACCUACAUAACCCUAAAACUGAACGAUGUGAUAAGGUUUGGAUAUGAUACACAUGUUUAUGUUCUGGAAAGGAGUCAACACAGAGUUCCUGAAGAGGCAUUAAAGCAUGAGAAGUACACAAGCCAGCUUCAAAUGAACAUCAAGGCGUCGGAUGGGAAGAAAGCAGAGCAGACUGAUGAAACGGAGAGCGGGGCGGAGUCCCCCAGGGCUAAACUGGAGAAGGGGGACCCCAAAGGACUGCCAGAGACUAGCACAUCCCGCCCCACGCCUCUCUACGGCCAGCCAUCGUGGUGGGGAGAAGACGACGCGGGAAACAAAGUGCCGCCCGCAGAUGGGACACGACCAGAGGAAAUACAGUCUGAGGGCCCGAAAGAGACGGCCAGACUUGACCCAGAAGUCAACGGGACCAUUGCAGAUUACAGGGACUCCCAGGGUAAAUCUAUCUACUCCUACCGCCGGGAGCCCAGCUACUUCGAAAUCCCCACCAAGGAGUUCCAGCAGCACCACAAGUCCCCAGAGGCCGAGGUGCACGAGAUCCCCACCAAGGACACCGACGCUGCCUCCUCCCCUGUCCCAGCCACUACGCCCCCCGUGGUCCAGAGCCAUGCCUCGUUCACCAUCGAGUUCGACAAUUGCACCCCUGGCAAGAUAAAGAUCAGGGACCACGUCACCAAGUUCUCCUUGCGCCAGCGGCAGUUUGGCAAGGACCUGGCGGCAGCCCCCACCGAGGUGAUGUCAGCGGAGAGCAAGGUGGCUGACUGGCUGGUCCACAGCGAUCCCAGUUUGAUGAGGAGGAAGCCCCCCUGCGACAAUGUGUACAGCACUAAGAGCGACCUGCCCGUUUACAUCAAGACGCUUCAAGUCAACAGACAUGAAGACGGGACCCAGAGCGACUCGGAGGACCCCAUCCUGUCAGAGAAGCCCAACAAGCAGGCCACUCCCGAGGAGGAGCCACUUCAUUCGCCUCCCGAGUCUCACUCCUCUCUCCAGAGCCAAACCAAACUGGAAACCCAGGAGUCGCUCAACCAGCAGGCCUUCGUCAUAGAGUUCUUUGAUGACAAUCCCCGCAAGAAGAGGUCGCAGUCCUUCACCCACAAUUCCGUGAACGGUGAUUCCUACUCCGCCCUCAAAGCCAAGCUGGAAAAACGCAAAGUGGCCGCAGCCACGACGCAACACACAAGCGGGCCGGUGAAGAGCGCAGCAGGCCCCCAGAGGUCCAGCUCACUCAAACGAGAGAAGACAGAAGACCGUCUCAGCUCAGGCUCCUCCUUGUUCUCCUCCCGCACACCAGUGACCGUGAAGCCCUUUGGCAGCGUGGGGAAGAAAUCCAAGCUGGCCCAGGACUUUGCGGCCGAGUUCUUGAAAGCUCAAAGUGCCACUGCUCUAGCCGUCGCUACCCCCGCCCCUGAAAAACCAAUCCCUCAGCCUGUAUCUGCUCCCCCGGUGAUGGAGUCUGCUCCUCCCCAACUUCCAACUCCCCCCCCCUCUCAGCCUGUCGCCCCAUUUUUGACAAUUGGAUCCCUGGCUGCCCCUCUUGCGUUUCCCCUUGCAGUCCGGUCCCUGGACAUGAAACCAGGAAAACUGGGCCGGAACGAGGAGGACGACAGCCUGAGUGACGCAGGGACCUACACCAUCGAGACGGAAUCACAGGACAAAGAGGUGGAGGAAGCUCGGAACAUGAUCGACCAGGUCUUUGGUGUUCUCGAGUCCCCUGAGUACACUGGAGUAUAUAGGCCCGUAAUUAAUGAUGACAAGGAAGAACAUAAUAGCUGUCGGCAUAGCAAAAGUAAAACUGUGGAUCAAAAGGAAACUCCAUUGCAGGGGUAUAACCCAGCAGUCAUUAGUGGCCCACAGAUUGAAGGAAGCGGACAGGCUCGACACGUAGGGCCGGUUCCUCCAGGAGGGCCGAAGUGGGUAUCCAGGUGGGCCAGUCUGGCAGACAGCUACGGAAACUCUGGACCCACCAGCGGCUUGCAUGAUCUGCAGCAGCACGGGGAUGUUACAGACGGAGAAAGGAGAAUCGGUCACCCGCCCUUGAUGAGUAGGAGUGCAGAACAUACAGAAUCAGACAGUACCCAGUCUGCAAGAACAAGAAGACUCCUUCCUCAAGUUCCACCCGCAGAAAAGUCUGAAAGCCCCACACCCAGUAUUGUAAUCCGGCCGGACCCUUAUCCCAACUACGAGGUUCCUGAAAGAGGGAGUGGAACACCGCGGCAGCAGGAAUCAGCCCAGAGGCUGUGCGUUCAGGAUGACCUGGAUCCUGACAGCCUGAGCGAUGCAAGCAAGUCAGAUGAUGGUUCUGCAGUGCAGAAGAAAAAGAAACACAGAACUGGGAGGGGCGUUGACAAAACUAAACCAGAAAAGCUGUGGACUGAUAACACCAAUGAUCAGAGACUAGAAGAAAAACCUGUGGUGACAGGAACGAGAGCCACCUCUUUCUACAUCGGGUCUGAAGAGACGCCUUCAAAGCAGACCUCUGGGCAUGGCCACACUGUAUCUCGAGCCGAGAGGGAGCCCGAAGUCUCUUCCAAGCCUGCCACUUCAACCGUUUUUGGGAAACAUUUGGCCAAAAUAGAUGCCAAAGAAACAGGGAAACAGUCUGUCUUGGUCCAAAAGAUCCAUUUGCAAGAGAAAGAGGCAGUGCCUACAAAAGAAUCUUCUACUUCUUUUGUCAGACAGGAAAGCUUCACCAAAGACAGACCUAGCGAUGAUGUUCCAGUAAACAAGCUCCCGCACAUUUCUAGCCAUCCAGCUCUGAAAGAUCUUGAUGUUAGGAACGCCUAUGGUACAGAUUGCAGCCAGGACACGCAACUGUUUCUCAAGGAUACUGAAAAUGCACUGGCGGCUUUGGAGGCCAAGUUCCAUUCUCAUGGACACCACCGAAGCCAGAAAUCUGAAACAUCCAUAACCCAGAUGGAAGACUCUUUGUCUGGUGAAUCUGAUGUUGACACAGCCAGUACGGUCAGCCAUGUCAGCAGCAAAAAAACUGUCGGCGCCGUGCCACAAAAGAGGUAUAUCAACAGUCUCCAAAAAGAGAAGUCCUCUUCAACGCCUUCCAUCCAGGAUCAGUAUGGCCAAACCAGCGCUCGCGAGAGGCUCUCUGAAAAGCGCAGGACGCAAGUGUCGGAGGGAGGGAGCAAAGCAGACUCGACCAAGCGGUUCCAGCUGAGGCGUAGCACCGGGAACCGGGGCUCCUUGGACUUUACGGAAGACGUCCGGAGCACCAGCCUCCCGUGCUGGCAAGAUUCCUUCUCUUCAGACCAUGAAUCAAGUUCACGUCCAACAAUGCGGAAGAAGCUCAUCGCCCAGCCCCAGAAGGAAGACCCUAGCAAAGUCCCCAAGUCCGUGGUCUACCAGGCCCUCACGCGUUCAAACAGCUUGUCAGCACCUAGGCCUACCAGGGCAUCCAUGCUGCGCAGGGCCCGUCUGGGAGAGGCUUCUGAUAACGAGGGUACCGAGACCGACCGUGUGUCUCUGAACUCGGACGCCUCUGGUCCUUCCAAACCUCAGGCGGACAGCAAGAAGCUCUCUCGGCUGGACCUCUUGGCCAUGCCACGGAAGCGAACAGGCUCAUUCACAACGCCCAGUGAUACAGAGACCUCCACGCCCAGGUCUGGCUUCUCUACUCGUAGUAUGGAAUUCAGCAACUCAGUUCGCAAGUCAGUUGCAGCGGAGGCCAAGCCCACAGCCAAGAGGACUCCAGGGGCAGGGGUAAAGCAGCCUGUCUCCAGGGGCCGGUCAAGCAGUGCCAGGUAUUCCAGUGCUACAUCCAGCUCCAGACGACGCCAGAAGGGCUCCGAUUAUAUCUCUACGUCAGACGAGGAGUAUGAGUCCAAUCAUACUUCCCCUAAACACAAACGCUCCCAUGCUUCAACAGCCACACAGACCUCCAGAGCCCAGGCUGCUGGGAGACGCAAAGUGCAGGCCAGAGAGACUGAGGAGGAGGAGGAGGAUGAAGAGACUGACCCCUAUCAGCACUGGUCAUCGCACAGCGCAGAGAUUGCGAAGCUGAGUCAGGACCUGGCUAAAGACCUGGCAAUCCUGGCCCGGGAGAUCCACGACGUGGCUGGAGACGGAGACUCCCAGAGCUCUUCCGGCACUGGGCCCAGUACCUCCCUCAGCUCUGUACCCAACACCCCCGCAUCAACCAUGUCAGCCAGGGAAGAGACAGCAUUGCCAUCAUCACAAGCCACCCGUUCAUCACAGCUGGUCCAGCACAUUCCCGAAGCCAGCUUAAACUUUCAGAAAGUCCCACCAGGUUCAACAGGGCUCAAGAAGGAACUUGACCAAAAUAUGAACGACCAGGACUUGAAACGUCGCUCUUGGAGUAGAGAAGAGGUCAUUUUGGACAACCUGAUGCUAAACCCUGUGUCGCAGCUCUCCCAAGCCAUUCGAGAAAACACAGAGCAACUGGCGGAGAAGAUGAAGAUUCUAUUUCAGAAUAGAACAGGAAACUGGGAGGAUAUUGAAGCAAAAAUGUAUUCUGAAAAUGAAGUGCCGAUUUUGAAGACAUCAAACAAGGAGAUCACGUCGAUUCUGAAGGAGCUGAGAAGAGUUCAGAAGCAGCUAGAAGUAAUCAACACUAUCAUCGACCCCAGCGGAAACCCUGACCUGGGAUCCAGAGUCUUCGCGAUUGGGGCUCCCCCAGCCAGUGCGAGAGGCAGGACCGGCCACAGUGGGAGUUCUCCUCGGGACUCCAGGUCUCCUGCACAGCGAGGGAGCUACCCGUCCUCGAACGCCAACACCAGGGGAAAGAGGGAAGCGUGCGCUGAAGAGGAGAGCUACAUAGUCUGAGCGUGUGUGUGUCUGCACAGUUGCUUCUCCCGUGAUUGGUGUGUGAUGUCUGUGUUGUGUAUGAAUGGCUGUGGAUCAAAACUUGAUAGAGUAUCGCUGUAAAUUGCUGACACAUUGCACAAAAAAAUAGCUUGCUUUUAUGAGUGGAUUGUAAAACAAUGUAUGGCUUUUUGAUUUUGUUUUAAAAAGGCAAAUUAUCACUGUGGGGCAGCACAUAGUCAGCAUAGAGGCCAGUUUGGAGAGCGGCAGCUUGUCAAAUCCUGUGGAAGAUCGGUAUUGUAGUGCCAUAUCAAUGUUAUUUAUUCAUUCUUUAUUAAGGAACAAGAAAUUCAAAAAAUGGAAAGCAUGCAACCCAAAGUGACCCGCUACCUUACUGUGUUGUGCGACCAUCUCUUACUGUUUACCAUAACCAGAAUGACCAAGUUUUGCUCCUUUACAAAAAAAAAAUGUCUUCUUAUUAGUAGUCAAUCUCCCUGUUGUCAUUAUAGAAGUUUAGCCAAAACAAUAUAGAUUUUGGGAGGCCAGUUUUGUAUAAACUGUAAGAAAUAUCAGAUUUAGCAUAUUUACAGUAUACUGAAGUGACCCCCUAUCCAUCCUGUCUCAUAAUAAUUGACAGUUUUUUGUUUUAAAUGUAUCUGUCUUACAAAAAUAGUUGGACCCCAAAAUGGUAUCCAUUUACUACAAAUGAUAAAUAACUGGGGUUGGAAAAUGUAACCCCAUGGUAUCCAUGAGUACUGCUGGUAAUCGUCCAAAAAUAGACAAAAGACAUUUCUUUUUAAAUUAUUGCCAAGUUAUUUUUGUUUUAUACAUUUUGCAAAAACAAACUCUUAAUGGCAGCAAAUCUGUGUCCUAAAUAAUGUUAUAAAAUAGAAACCGCAAAAAAAUAAGGAAACACUGUUACUGACAACCACCACUUUCAAACAGUCCCGAAUUGAUUCCUCUUUCGUUAUCUUCGAGUCGCUGAGGGUUGACACAAAUGUAUUUGACAACAUUUGGUUAAUCGCACAUCCAACAUAGACAUACUGGUUAGCUUUGAAAAAACGUGUUUUUUUUUUGUUUUUUGUUUUUUAAAUUUAGUCGUCGCCAAUUAUUUUUACCCCGGUUUUCACCCCAAUUUAGCAUGCCCAAUUAUUAUCUGUAUCCCCGGCUCACCGCUCGCAACCCCCCCGCCGACUCAGGAAACGGAGGCUGAAACACGCGUCCUCCGAAACGUGCUCCUUCCAAGCCGUCAUUUUUCGCACUGCAGAUCCACAGCAAUGCUACCAGACCUAUAGUGCCGGAGGACAACACAGAUCUGGCGGCUCCGCUGCAGAGCCACAGGCGCCCUAUCGGCCACAGGGGUCGCUGAUGCGCGGUGAGCCGUGGAUUCCCCUGCCGACCUAAGCCCUCCCUACCCGGGCAGCGCUCAGCCAAUUGUGCGCCGCCCCCUAGGAACUCUUGGUCACGGUCAGCUGUGACAUAGCCUGGAUUCGAACCAGCGAUCUCCAGGCUAUAGGGCACAUCCUGCGAGGAGCGCCUUUACUGGAUGCGCCACUCGGGAGCCCUCUGAAAAAACGUGGUUAAUAAAUAAAAAGUAUACUACUUGCAAAGACAGCACUGUUCAAUUUUCUUCAUGUCUUAAACAAAGCAUAUGAAGUAAUCUGAUAUGGAACACUUUUAUGGAAUCGUUGUGGCUUGGGGAGGGAAGGAGUUGAACAGUGACAGAAAUGUUUAAAACGUCCGGUAUAGAAAGUUAAUAAGUGCCGCAACUUAUGCACCAAUAAAUCUCUAAAACCAGUUGUUGUGGUUUAGAAAUCUGUUUGGUUUGUGAAGUGUGGGUGAUUGAGGUUGGGGUGCCAUAGAGACAGACAUGUACACUUUGUCAUACAGGGGGAAAGUGCUUCAGCACUAUUUGUUCUUUGCAUGUCUCAUGAUUGAGUCAUCCUUUAAUAAAAUAAAAAUGAUGGAAAGACUACGACACGGUUUAAACAUGACACUGCUCAGAUCAUUAAAGUAGACCCCAUCAUAAAAAACAGUACUUUGGCUAAUAACAGUAAAGUCUUAAACACUGGCAAUACAUCCUAUUACAGUACAUCCAUCCUGCAGCUAACAUCUACGUGACAUUCCAUAUCAUACAAGCUACUCUUCGGACGUUCCUUCCAUAUGGUUCCAAAGUUCUGUAGUUUUAGUUAAGGUGCUACGGAUCAGUGGACGUAGUUUGUGUUAAUUUCAUGGCUUUUUUUUUUUUUUUUUUAAGCACAUACUUGGUUUAAACUGAAGGUAUUCUGUUACAGUCCUGUAAUAUUGAAGAAAGUCGUUUUGAUGAAUGUCUUUUAAAAACCUAAGGGCACUGUUUUCUGUCUUGUUACUCAAAUACAGAGCAGUUUGCCCAUCUGAAAUGUGUCACCAUAAGAGCAUGAAGCCAAAGAGCAAACAUGAUGCUACCAGUCAUUUUCUGCCUUAAACCGUGCAGUAUUCCUGGUUGUUGAGAACAUUUUUAAUUUAUGUUGCACUUAGCUGUUGGCAGUUUCCUUUUCCUCCCUCUCCCUUGGAUUAUUCUUUUUACUCCAGUGUAGUAUGUCAUCUACUCCACUUUCUAAAAUAGAAAUAGAAGAGAUUCCUUUUCUCAAAGUCUAAGUAGCUUCAGUUGUCAUUUUAAUGGACUUUGUAGAUUUACUUUACUAUAGUAUAGUGCUUGUAAUCCAUUGAGUGAUUCUGGGUUUUGUUGUGCCAAUAUUGAGUUUGCAGUUUUGUCAAAAUCUGCCUUUUAACUAAUUGGAGCCUGCCUGGGGAAUCCUAAAUGCUGGGACUCAGCAGCCUUCCUCAUUUUAUUCAUCUGGCAAAUAGGUAUUUCAACUCUUGCCAGCUCCACCUACUGAAAUAUAGAUCAAGAGAGUAGGUAGGGUUGGCAGAGCUAGAAGGUCACAUGAGUCAGGUAAAGGCAGAUUAUAAGAAAUUAUAACUUGAUCCUGAAGCAACACAACCAGAACCACUCAGAAUGACUAUCACCAUAAAUCAGAAAAUCUAAAAAAGCAAUUCAAAUGAAAUUAGCUCUAUUCAUUUUUUACGUGCUUCCCUUAGCGACAGCGCAGGACAAAAAUAAUUAAAAGUGGGAGGAAGCUAGCAUGACUGGAGCUCACACUACUGCAAGGGAAUGUUAACAAACUGCAAAGCAAACUAGGCUUGAGGAGUGUAUAGGAUAUCCUUCUUUAGAAUAAUGUAGAAAACAUUCAUUCUACAAAGAAUUGGAUUAUAAAACUGACCAUGACUGCAGUUUCUAACAGGUCCGUAACUGCCGUGGUUCUUAAGAGGUUUAACAAUAAUGGGUGUUUUAGUAAUUUAAAGUGGAGUCACCAUCCCCUGUAUGUCCUAUUGUGCCAUUCCUUUGUUUAUCAGGUGUAUGAAAUGUAAAUGUGGAGGAGUAUGUUACAUGUUAAGUAUUUUGAUUACUCUUCUGUUUAUUAUCUGCACUACAUUAUUGGAAAGCCACUGGAUCCUUGUUAUCCACGUGUUGAACUGCACAGCGGUUUUUCCUUUUAACUGAAAUGAAUAAAAAAAAAGAGAUUGUAUAUCGUGAAUGCUCUAGUCUUAGAUCACCAAAUGUGCACUUUGAUGUGGCAGACGCCCUGCUGUGUAACCAUAACAAAAAACUGUUAAAUAUCACAUGGACCUCAGUUAGAAAUGGAGCAUUGAUUUGUACUCUAGUUGAAAUAGAAGUGAAUUUCCACCAUGUAAUUUGUAACUCAGUACUUGCAGCAUAGUAUGUGUAUAUAUUGUGUUUAACGGUGCACUGGGUUCUUUUUUUGUUCAUUUGAAACAUUAGAGAAUGUAUACUGUGUCUAUUCUGCUGCCCUGUUCUGACCUGUGUCCAUCUGAACAACUUAUUGCUCUGAUGCGGCUGCUGCUACUACCAAUGUGAGAUGUCUUCACUUGUUCCUGGAUUAAAUCUAAAUGAUGGCAGCGCCAUAGCCAUUAUAAAGAAUAGCUAUGGCACCUCUAUAAAUGUUGAUUUAAUUCAAGCGUGGGUCACUCUCUUUGUUUUUUCCUGCAUGUAACAUACAUUAAAGCUGUAUACAAAAAACAAAACAAAACAAAAUGAAACUGGACACUAUCACUUGAAGUCUGUGGAGAAAAAACAAAAACACAGCUGGUUACCAUGACUACCGUAUCCAUCAGUUUUUUUCCUCUUAUGUUUUCUUCCAUGAACAAUCUAAUUUAUUUGUAUUCCUAAGUUCUUCCUGUUUUUUGUUAAUUUUUAUUUUUGUUGUACUUUUUGAAAAAAAAAAAAGGUUUAUCUGUUAACAGAGAGGUUAUACAUAUCAUUGUAUGCAUUUUUAAGUAAGUAUUUAAUUUUAUUAUGACAAACUUGAUUUUAAUAAAUUGUUCUCGAUCACUGGC
Molecule: messenger RNA, 9806 nt
Organism: Acipenser ruthenus (sterlet)
Lineage: Eukaryota; Metazoa; Chordata; Actinopteri; Acipenseriformes; Acipenseridae
Product: centrosomal protein of 170 kDa protein B-like
Exons: 20
Coding region: 408-5429 (1673 amino acids)
Molecular function (GO): protein binding
Source: RefSeq, a predicted model, not a curated record